AAAACAUCCACAAACGACCAAAACUUAUCAACUUCCAAUGCUUGAUGGAAAGGCAUUGCGCCUUGCCUGUGAAUAAUUGUUCGUGUGACACAUACGCUUGUUUUGCUCUAUCAAUUAAGAUGUAUUUUUUGGCUCACUUACCGAAGUUCCACUCAACAUCGUUUAUACAUUCCACUUUUGAAGCCUUCAUCCGACUUUUUUUAAUUCAAUGUCAUCUCCGAUGAUUCAAACUCCUCUAAGUCCUCUCGACCUUGAUGAAAUUAGAACCUGCAUCGGCUCAUUCCUCUCACCAGGAGACAUUUCUCGCUGUAUUCGUGUCUCCAAGGCCUGGCAUGCCUCCUUCAGUCGACUGCUUUGGUACCAUAUCAUACUUCAUGGAGUCCGUAACCACAAACUACCUAGUCUAGAUCAGCUUCAAGCCCAUGCUUCUCUUAUUCGGACCAUCGAGUUUAAAGGUCAUAUCCUAAAUGAUUAUUUCCUUUUGAAUGGUUGUUCUCGUCUGGUCUCCCUCACAUUCGAACAUACUCGGUUUUGUGCACCACCUCCGAGUCUCUUGGACGACUUUAUCCGUAAUCAUGCUGCAACAUUACAACAUAUUCAGUUCCGUAUUAGUGCGCCUAUUCUUUCCGGCAGAGUCAUCUACAGCGGAAUCGAAACAUGUCAACGUCUAAAGACUUUAAAGUUGAUAGAUGUUACCAUGUCCAACGACGGACUUCAAGCGUUUUUACAAGCCUGUGCCCGUGUCAAUGGAAGUGGACGUGAGCGUGAGGAUGUGCGCGAAGAUGAAUAUGAGGAUGAAAGUCAAGGUCAAAGCGAGAACGCACAGGCCUCUGGAAUAAUCUCACUAAGUCUAAUUGACUGGACUCUUCCAGGGCUGGAUGGCACAGAUACACAAUGGAUCUCACGACUAGAACCAUUGAGAUCUCUUAGACAUAUACAAAUGGAAGGUGUAAGAGGCAUGAAAUUUGAUGAUCAACUGGAACUACUCAAGUUAUGUCCAAACAUCCGCUCUAUACUCUGGAGAGGAAUCCGAUUCAAGGCUUACUUUGGGGUGGAGCAAUUUCGGGAUGGUAUCAUUGCUGGAAGAUGGCCCCACCUGAAUGCGCUCGAUGUCAUUGGUAAUGAAUUUGAUGAUGAGGGAUUGGCAGGCAUUGUAGGCGGCCUCAGGACAAGUCUUGAUAAAUUGUUGGUCAAGGCGACGGGGUUUGGACCUCAAACAUUGGAAGCCUUGAUGAUGGCCACGAUGGCUACGACGGCAAUGGACCAUCAACAGCCACAGCCACAGUUACAAAUACAACGACACCAACACUACCUUCACAUUCGUGAGCUUGAAAUCUAUGCAUGCCCCGCUGUGACAAGUGACAUGAUUCAACGCAUAUUGGUGAACAUGCCUUCGUUGGAGUACUUUUCUGGAGACCGAUUGUGUGUGGCUGAUAUGUUGGGGAAACCUUCGUCAAAUUUUCCUGAUAAUGGACAAAUUUGGGGUUGUGAUAAACGGCUUCGAGUGUUGAAAUUGUGCAUCGACAUGGAUAUUCAUGCAGACCCCACGACACCAGAAUAUCGUGCUCAACAGGAACGAGUCUAUCAGCAGUUGGGAGCUCUGCAUCAGCUGGAGACAUUGGAAGUAACUCGGUUUUUGGUCAAUAUGCCUCCGUCGUUCAAGACACGCAAGUUGGAUCAUCGAUUGAGUGCAGGGUUGAGUCAUUUGGCGUCAUUAAGGCGGUUAAAAAAGUUUUUGUUUAUAGCUGGACAGGAAUUGGGAGUGGCUGAGAUUGAAUGGAUGACCAAGUCGUGGCGAAGGUUGGAAGCAAUAUCAAGAUAUCUGCAUCCAAAUGAUCUCACCAAUACUUCUUUAACAAACUAUUUAACUCGGUGUGGGGUAAAAGUUCUCUGA
Lobosporangium transversale is the source of this 1894-nucleotide messenger RNA. RefSeq lists its product as hypothetical. The transcript has a single exon. Gene Ontology annotation, molecular function: protein binding. Lineage: Eukaryota; Fungi; Mortierellomycota; Mortierellomycetes; Mortierellales; Mortierellaceae. The coding region runs from base 209 to 1894 and encodes 561 amino acids. The record is from RefSeq and is a predicted model, not a curated record.